AUGGCUUCUCCUCCGUACGCAAACUCGCCGACCGCUCUGUCUCCCCCAUAUCCCACAUCGGCCCCGCUCCCAACAACGAACAAGAAGCGCGCCUCCGAAGGCGGAUCCCAGCCCUCUCUCAAGCGCCGCAAGGCCUCUACCCUUUCAGUCACCUCCGCAGCCUCCGCCCAUCCUCUCCGUCAAACUUCCUUCCCUCCCGAUGGAGCUGGAUCUCCCUUCCCGCGAUCACCGUCAGCCGAUACCAUGAGCGUGGUCAGUGGCAGCCAGGUUAGCGCGCCUCCUAAGAAGAAGCGCGGCCGGAAGCCCAAGAACCAGACGAACGUGGAAACCAGAGAGCAGACACCCUCGCUAGUUGGCGGUCGCGCACCGACGACGGUCAGUGGCACAGGCGCAGGAGCUGAGGGACAAGAGGAUGGCGGUAACGACGAUGACGACGACAACGAUAUGCGCAUGGCCUUGGUGGACACUACAGCCAGAACGCAAGAGCAAAAGCAGGAAGAGAUCAGACUUCGUGCCAUGUUGGUCGAGUCAUUCGACCCAGCACAAUACGACCGCUACGAACUCUGGCGCGCCGCGAAGCUUACGGAGUCCGUGGUCAAGAGAGUCGUCAACGCAACCGUAUCGCAAUCCGUUCCGCCCAACGUCGCACUCGCCGUCAAGUCAGUCUCAAAACUAUUCAUCGGCGAGCUCAUCGAAAGAGCUCGAGACGUGCAAGGAGAGUGGAUCAAGGCAACUGGCGAGAAGCAAUCGGAGCUGCCGACACCACCGCCCGUCUCAAAAGACGGAGAAGGCGAGGCCAGUCAGGCCGCCAAGGAAGACAAGCGAGGUCCUUUGCGGCCGGAUCAUCUCCGUGAGGCAUGGCGGCGGUACAAAAUGUCAGGCGACGGCGGCUGGGUUGGUAUCCAGGGUCUGUGGCACGAACAGCAGUCCAGUGGUGUUGAAAGAUUCCCUGUGCGCACCGGCGGCAGACGAAUCUUCAAGUGA
Molecule: messenger RNA, 984 nt
Organism: Colletotrichum chrysophilum
Lineage: Eukaryota; Fungi; Ascomycota; Sordariomycetes; Glomerellales; Glomerellaceae
Exons: 2
Coding region: 1-984 (327 amino acids)
Biological process (GO): transcription initiation at RNA polymerase II promoter; RNA polymerase II preinitiation complex assembly
Cellular component (GO): nucleus; transcription factor TFIID complex
Molecular function (GO): transcription coactivator activity; protein heterodimerization activity
Source: RefSeq, a predicted model, not a curated record